AUGACCACUCCCCAAAUUAUCGACGAUACCAUCCUAUUGGGGCGGUCAGGGCUUGCUGCGACUGCUCUACUUGUUUACGAUGCUAUUUUGUGCUUCGACUAUGAGUGGAACCUGAUUUGGAGCAAACGACCACUCAGUAUGCUUGACUGGGCUCUGGUCAACGCUACUGAAAUCAGCAUCAUGAUACCUUACGUCGCAUGGGCAAGCCUGAUGUGCUUCUUCGUGCCGAUAGUCCUCACUAUCACAGCCUCCGUACUUGAUAUCAUGGAUCACAACACGAGUACUCCUCGGUCCGAGCGCGCUGGUAUCGUCGCUUCUACAAGAGACUGUAUUACGACGGUUCUCAUCUCGCGCUUCCUAUUGCAGCUCGGCAACUUGCAGGAUCGCAAGGAAAAUGAGCACGGGAUCAUACAAUCACACGCCUUUUCCGGCGUCAUCACAACGGGAGUCCCUUCCUUCCAAGAAAUGACGUCUGGCUUCUAUGAGGCCAAUAUACGCUCCCCCUCCAACGCGCGACGGGAAGAAGCAAUGCCCACGAUAAGCCACCAGCGCCAGGUAAUCGGUUAUCGCGUUCAUUUCGUGUAUCACGCCUGA
This is a messenger RNA of Epithele typhae, 594 nucleotides long. RefSeq lists its product as uncharacterized. NCBI's taxonomy places the organism in Eukaryota, Fungi, Basidiomycota, Agaricomycetes, Polyporales, Epitheliaceae. The transcript is spliced from 8 exons. Bases 1 to 594 code for a protein of 197 amino acids. The record is from RefSeq and is a predicted model, not a curated record.